Molecule: messenger RNA, 213 nt
Organism: Arabidopsis thaliana (thale cress)
Lineage: Eukaryota; Viridiplantae; Streptophyta; Magnoliopsida; Brassicales; Brassicaceae
Product: Ras-related small GTP-binding family protein
Exons: 2
Coding region: 1-213 (70 amino acids)
Source: RefSeq, marked reviewed
AUGGAGUUCUGUUAUGAGUCAAAAUCAACCAUUAGUAUGGAGUUUCAGACACGGACCAUCACUCUUCAGGGCAAACUCGUUAAAGAUCAGAUCUGGGAGUCAAGAAAGUCGUUCAUCCCGUUUAGCCGCCGUUGCAAUUCCGCCGUGACCGCUGCUGUUCCAAACCGUCGGCGUUCCAAACCGCCGGCGUUCCAAAUUGUAAGUGUCGAAUAG